Molecule: messenger RNA, 3320 nt
Organism: Daucus carota subsp. sativus
Lineage: Eukaryota; Viridiplantae; Streptophyta; Magnoliopsida; Apiales; Apiaceae
Product: 110 kDa U5 small nuclear ribonucleoprotein component CLO
Exons: 11
Coding region: 146-3112 (988 amino acids)
Biological process (GO): mRNA splicing, via spliceosome
Cellular component (GO): cytosol; U4/U6 x U5 tri-snRNP complex; U2-type catalytic step 2 spliceosome
Molecular function (GO): GTPase activity; U5 snRNA binding; GTP binding
Source: RefSeq, a predicted model, not a curated record
UCGGACCUCCCGGCCCAAAAUUCCGUUUAAGCAAAUCACUUUAUAACGCGGGGCAAAUGCCGCAAAUCUAAAAUCACCUUCUUCUCUAAACCCCAAAUUCAGCGUCGCUUCUGCAGCUUCUCGACACUCCAGAUUUACGAAUACGAUGGAUGAUAGUUUAUAUGAUGAGUUUGGUAACUACAUUGGGCCUGAGAUUGAGUCUGACCAGGAGAGUGAUAGAGAGGAUGAAGACGAGGAACUUCCCGACAAGACUGAUGAGGAGAAUGGUGAUGCUUCUGAUGAGGAGAAUGCAGGUCGUGCCAAUGGGUGGAUGACUACCACGGAUGAUAUUGAUAUUGACAAUCAGAUUGUGCUUGCGGAGGACAAGAAGUAUUAUCCGACCGCGGAGGAGGUUUAUGGAGAGGAGGUUGAGACUUUGGUUAUGGAUGAAGAUGCACAGCCUCUUGAGCAACCAAUUAUUAAACCUGUCAGGAAUGUUAAGUUUGAGCUGGGAGUUAAAGAUUCUUCUACGUAUGUAUCAACUGACUUUCUUUUGGGUCUUUCGUCAAACCCGUCUCUGGUUCGGAAUGUUGCAUUGGUGGGACACUUGCAACAUGGGAAGACUGUUUUCAUGGAUAUGUUGAUUGAGCAAACACACCAUAUAUCAACAUUUGAUCAGAACAGUGAGAAGCACAUGAGAUAUACUGAUACAAGGAUAGACGAGCAAGAGAGAAGGAUAUCAAUAAAGGCAGUGCCCAUGUCUCUUGUUCUGGAGGAUAGCAAUUCAAAGUCCUAUCUGUGCAACAUAAUGGACACGCCUGGUCAUGUCAAUUUCUCAGACGAGAUGACUGCUGCCCUUAGACUUGCUGAUGGUGCAGUUUUGGUUGUGGAUGCUGCUGAAGGAGUAAUGGUUAACACUGAGAGAGCUAUUCGUCAUGCAAUUCAAGAGCGUCUUCCUAUAGUUGUUGUGAUAAACAAGGUUGACAGGUUGAUAACUGAACUCAAAUUGCCUCCAAAAGAUGCUUAUCACAAGCUUCGGCACACCAUUGAAGUCAUCAAUAACUUUAUAACUGCUGUUUCUGCAACAGCUGGAGAUGUUCAAAUUAUUGACCCAGUCGCUGGAAAUGUUUGUUUUGCAAGUGGAAGUGCAGGCUGGUGUUUUACUUUGCACUCGUUUGCGAAAUUAUAUGUUAAACUUCAUGGCAUUCCAUUUGAUGCUUCAAAGUUCGCCUCACGUCUUUGGGGAGACUAUUACUUCGAUCCUGAUACUAGAGGUUUCAAGAGAAAACAACCUUCGGGUGGGGUGGAAAGGUCAUUUGUCCAGUUUGUGCUGGAACCUCUUUACAAAAUUUACAGCCAAGUAGUUGGUGAACAUAAAAAGAGCGUGGAGACAACUCUAGCAGAACUUGGUGUAACCCUUAGCAAUGCAGCGUACAAAUUAAAUGUUAAGCCAUUGCUGAGAUUGGCAUGUAGCUCAGUGUUUGGUUCUGCAACAGGUUUCACAGAUAUGCUUGUUCAUCACAUUCCAUCGGCCAAAGAUUCUGCACCAAGGAAGGUUGAACAUACAUAUACCGGCCCUAAUGACUCUGCUAUAUACAGAGCCAUGGUAGACUCUGAUCCUUCUGGCCCCUUAAUGGUUCAUGUGACCAAAUUGUACCCCAAGUCUGACUGUAGUGUUUUUGAUGCAUUUGGUCGGGUUUACAGUGGUGAGCUGCAUACAGGGCAGACUGUCCGUGUUCUGGGAGAAGGAUAUUCACCAGAUGAUGAGGAGGAUAUGACUGUAAAGGAAGUUACGAAAUUAUGGGUUUAUCAAGCUCGAUAUAGAAUACCUGUUGGUAAAGCUCCUCCUGGUUCGUGGGUUUUGAUUGAAGGCGUGGAUGCCUCAAUUAUGAAGACUGCAACUCUUUGCAGUUCAAAUUAUGAUGAAGAUGUAUACAUAUUCCGGUCUCUUCAGUUUAACACACUUCCUGUUGUGAAAACAGCAACCGAGCCUCUAAAUCCAAGUGAGCUGCCAAAAAUGGUGGAGGGUCUUAGGAAGAUUAGCAAGAGUUACCCACUUGCGAUUACUAAAGUUGAGGAGUCUGGAGAGCACACCAUUUUGGGUACCGGAGAGUUGUACCUAGAUUCUAUUAUGAAGGAUCUGAGGGAGCUUUACUCUGAAGUGGAAGUGAAGGUGGCAGAUCCUGUUGUCUCAUUCUGUGAAACUGUAGUGGAGUCUUCAUCAAUGAAAUGUUUUGCUGAAACUCCCAACAAGAAAAAUAAGAUAACAAUGAUUGCAGAGCCAUUAGAGAGAGGUCUUGCUGAAGACAUUGAGAAUGGUGUUGUCAGCAUUGACUGGCCGAGAAAGAAACUGGGUGAUUUCUUUAAAUCAAAAUAUGACUGGGAUUUGCUUGCUGCACGGUCUAUUUGGGCAUUUGGUCCUGAUAAACAGGGACCUAACAUUCUAUUGGAUGACACACUUUCGGGUGAAGUGGACAAACUCACAUUGAAUGCUGUGAAAGAUUCCAUUGUUCAAGGAUUUCAAUGGGGUGCCCGCGAAGGACCCUUGUGUGAUGAGCCCAUCAGAAAUGUUAAAUUCAAAAUUGUUGAUGCAAGGAUUGCACCUGAACCAUUGCAUCGUGGAACUGGUCAGAUCAUUCCAACUGCUAGACGAGUGGCUUAUUCAGCUUUUCUUAUGGCUACUCCACGACUUAUGGAGCCUGUAUAUUAUGUGGAGAUACAAACACCAAUAGAUUGUGUGUCUGCCAUAUACACGGUGUUGUCACGAAGGAGGGGUCAUGUGACUGCUGAUGUUCCUCAACCAGGGACACCUGCAUAUAUUGUCAAGGCGUUCCUGCCUGUUAUCGAGUCGUUUGGAUUUGAAACAGAUCUGAGGUAUCACACUCAAGGGCAGGCAUUUUGUGUUUCUGUAUUUGAUCAUUGGGCUAUAGUUCCGGGGGACCCUCUAGACAAAAACAUUGUCUUGAGACCUCUGGAGCCUGCUCCCAUCCAGCACUUGGCUCGGGAGUUUAUGGUCAAGACCAGACGUAGAAAGGGAAUGAGUGAGGAUGUCAGCAUCAGCAAGUUUUUUGACGAAGCCAUGGUUGUGGAGCUUGCUCAGCAGGAUGCCGAUCUCCAUCUGCAAAUGAUCUAAGUCUGGGUAUUCUCACCAGUAUGUAAAAGAACUGUUUGUAUAAUCUGAACCGAGCAUUUAUCACUUUGGAACCCAGUUACAUCUUUUGUAUUCUGCUUAUCAUUGUUAAGAUCUGGAACCAUGAAAACUGAUUUUUCCGGUUCAUUAAAUGGUACUACCACACUGCUAGAAGAAUGACUACUGAAGGAGAACAUCUCUAAAUUGCUUA